Molecule: messenger RNA, 1203 nt
Organism: Symbiodinium sp. CCMP2592
Lineage: Eukaryota; Dinophyceae; Suessiales; Symbiodiniaceae
Source: the annotation of a GenBank genome assembly
AUGUUGCAGGCUGGUUUGGCCUUCUGCGAGACACCGCAAAAGCUCAGUGGCAAUGUGGAGGGUGACGGACAUGCUGUUCGAAAGAUCUAUGUGAGCAAUGCCAAGAAUGAAGAAAACUGGUUGCCGCAGUUAGAUGACGCACGCAAGCGCUGGGCAUCGAAGCAUGGAGCUGCCAGCAUGCCCAAGUACUGGAUCGGUCAUAUCCGUUUGGCCGGAUUCAAGCAGCGGGAUGGUUGCGGAGUUGCAAAGCUUCUGCCAGUCAAGCUCAUGCCACCCGGAAGCGGUCCGCCCCCAGAAAGUGCAGCCGAGGUUGGCCCGACAGGUCUUUUCAAGCACAUCGAUGUCACGUGUGUUCGUACAGCCGUACACUCAGAUGGGGCCCGGUGUUGGCCGAACCUCGUCAAAAGUUUGCAGACGAAGAACGUCCAGAGCUACAAUGUCAAGCAUAACAAGCACGAGUUCACAAAGAAGAUCCAUCUCAAGGAGGAAGUACAAUCUUGGCAGGCACGCAGUGUGUUGACCGUUGGUGGCAGUCUUUGGAGCAGCCCCAAAGCCAACAAUCCAGGUGCUAUCGAAGUUCAAGACUCUCGUUGCAAGCACCGGAUUGCUCUGGCACCUUACCAGAAGGGUCAAACUGCCGCCUACAACUAUCCGCCAGUUCUUGUUCCACGAGAGCUGGCCCAUCGCUUCCCCUUGGACAUGUAUGUCGACCCCGUUUUUCAAACGUCGGAUGCCGCACAACGCAUCCGCAUGAGGGGGUUCACUCUCUUCCCACGGCUGCAGAGUAAGACAACUCUGCUUCUGGUCUUCUCUGGACAGCCGCUGAGUGGUUUGUGGACAGGCCUUCGCCAGUGGCUUGAUGCAGUGGCAACUGACUUUCAGCUUCUACCCAACACUCAGGUUCUAAAGCUGCACUGCGAGGAAGGAUGGUUCAACCGCAGAACCCAUCAGCUCACAAAGUUCCAGCUCAGACGGCAGGUUAAUGAGGACGAGAUCUGGACAACUUUCGUCUAUCGCGGGAAGUGGAAAUGGGAAUACGAACGCGCUCUGCAUCUCUACAACAAAGAAUUGCCGGUCGUGCUCUUGCUGGAUUCCCUGGGAUAUGUGAGAUGGCAUGCAGUUGGUUUGCCAACGUCGGAAGCAACACAGCUCUUCACAGCGCUAUCCCGUAAGCUGGCCCAUGAAAAAAAAGCUUUCACGUGA